Messenger RNA from Neopsephotus bourkii (Bourke's parrot), 457 nucleotides. It is a transcript of the gene RPL34, whose product is annotated as ribosomal protein L34. Bases 61 to 414 code for a protein of 117 amino acids. NCBI's taxonomy places the organism in Eukaryota, Metazoa, Chordata, Aves, Psittaciformes, Psittacidae. The record is from RefSeq and is a predicted model, not a curated record. Gene Ontology annotation, biological process: translation. Gene Ontology annotation, molecular function: structural constituent of ribosome. The transcript is spliced from 5 exons. Gene Ontology annotation, cellular component: ribosome.
CAAUGUUGACCCGCGCGGUUCAGCUUCCUCUUCCGGGUCCGGCGGCACCAGGUGUAAAAAAUGGUUCAGCGCCUGACUUACCGCCGUAGGUUGUCCUACAACACAGCUUCCAACAAGACCAGACUGUCCCGAACACCCGGGAACAGGAUUGUUUACCUUUACACCAAGAAAGUGGGGAAGGCUCCCAAGUCAGCAUGCGGUAUCUGUCCAGGAAGACUUCGUGGUGUUCGUGCUGUGCGUCCUAAAGUUCUUAUGAGGCUGUCAAAAACAAAGAAGCACGUUAGCAGGGCCUAUGGUGGUUCCAUGUGUGCCAAGUGUGUCCGUGACAGAAUCAAAAGAGCUUUUCUUAUUGAGGAGCAGAAGAUCGUUGUGAAAGUGUUGAAGGCACAGGCACAGAGCCAGAAGUCAAAGUGAAUCUUACUGCAGUUUCAGCCCAAUAAAUGAAAGCUCCACUUUU